AUGAUGAAAAUGGAGGGUACAGAGAGUAAACGCAGGCAGGCGGCGCCCCAUCCAUGUAGCGCUGACCCUGUCAAACAAGGGGAAGAUGAACAAGCACUCAGAGGCAGAGGAAGGGAUCUGAAAGAAGGAGACCUGCCCGUCUCCAUCUUGUUAGUCAAGCACGACGCGGCCGUCCUCCGCCGGCAACAAAGCAGCAUGUGCAACAUAUUAGACAGCAUGCUGCUCCGAGCGUCCAGUGCGGACGCGACGGCACUGGACGGCGGGAAGGAGAACAGCGGAAGCGUGUCCACGACUUCCUCGUCGCAGACACUGAUUUGGUGUCACUGCUACCACCACUGUCCGGAAGACUCGACCAACAACACAUGCAGGACUGACGGCUACUGUUUUACCAUGGUGGAGGACGACGGGGGCAUCCCAGUGUUGACUGCUGGUUGUCUUGGGCUUGCCGGCUCCGAGUUUCAGUGCCGAGAGACAUGGAACUCCCGUCAAAGGAGGUCACUUGAAUGCUGCACAGAUCAAGAUUACUGCAAUCGAAACCUUCAUCCCACUCUGCCGCCUCUCAAGCCACCUCUAUAUGUUGAUGGGAAGAUCCACCACAUGGCUUUGUUGAUCUCAGUCACAGUCUGCACUAUCAUUCUUGCUGUUAUCAUUCUCUUCUGUUACAUAAGGUAUAAGCGUCAAAUAUCCCGUCCUCGCUACACUAUCGGCCUGGAGCAGGAUGAGACCUACCUUCCACCCGGAGAGUCACUGAAAGACCUGAUAGAGCAGUCGCAAAGCUCUGGUUCAGGCUCAGGGCUCCCUCUGUUGGUGCAGAGGACGAUCGCCAAACAGAUCCAAAUGGUGAAGCAGAUCGGUAAAGGCCGCUACGGCGAGGUGUGGAUGGGCCGCUGGCGUGGCGAGAAAGUAGCUGUCAAAGUCUUCUUCACCACCGAGGAAGCCAGCUGGUUCCGCGAGACCGAGAUCUACCAGACGGUCCUCAUGAGGCAUGACAACAUCCUCGGAUUCAUCGCGGCGGACAUUAAAGGCACGGGCUCGUGGACGCAGCUGUAUCUGAUCACCGACUACCACGAGAGCGGCUCGCUGUACGACUACCUCAAGUCUACCACGCUGGACAGCAAGGCUAUGCUGCGCCUGGCGUACUCGUCCGUGUCGGGCCUUUGCCACCUCCACACAGAGAUCUUCGGCACACAGGGCAAGCCCGCCAUCGCCCACCGAGACCUGAAGAGCAAGAACAUCCUGGUUAAGAGGAACGGCGCCUGCUGCGUCGCUGAUUUGGGGCUCGCUGUCAAGUUCAUCAGCGACACUAACGAGGUGGACAUCCCACCCAACACCCGAGUGGGCACCAAGCGGUACAUGCCUCCGGAGGUUCUGGACGAAACCCUGAACAGGAGUCACUUCCAGUCAUACAUCAUGGCCGACAUGUACAGUUUCGGACUCAUCCUGUGGGAGAUCGCCCGUCGUUGCGUGUCGGGAGGCAUCCUGGAGGAGUACCAGCUGCCCUACCACGACCUGGUCCCGACUGACCCUUCGUACGAAGACAUGAGAGAGGUGGUGUGCAUCAAGAAACUACGGCCCUCCUUCCCGAAUCGGUGGAGCAGCGAUGAGUGUUUGCGUCAGAUGGGAAAGCUGAUGAGCGAGUGCUGGGCUCACAAUCCGGCGUCCCGUCUCACGGCUCUGAGGGUGAAAAAGACGCUCGCCAAGAUGUCUGAAUCGCAGGACAUCAAAUUGUGA
This is a messenger RNA of Nerophis lumbriciformis (worm pipefish), 1731 nucleotides long. The record is from RefSeq and is a predicted model, not a curated record. Lineage: Eukaryota; Metazoa; Chordata; Actinopteri; Syngnathiformes; Syngnathidae.